Molecule: messenger RNA, 2578 nt
Organism: Xiphophorus hellerii (green swordtail)
Lineage: Eukaryota; Metazoa; Chordata; Actinopteri; Cyprinodontiformes; Poeciliidae
Product: nuclear factor 7, brain-like
Exons: 1
Coding region: 109-1530 (473 amino acids)
Molecular function (GO): zinc ion binding; protein binding
Source: RefSeq, a predicted model, not a curated record
ACAGAGGAACUGAGCUGAGACGCUAUAACGGGGUCGGAGAUUUGACUUGAAACACAAAGAAGAAACUUUGACUUGGUGAGUUCUGGGACUCGGAGGUUUCUGUAGAAAAUGGCAGAAAAUACCGCGGUUCUUGAAAGUUUCCUGAGCUGCCAUAUUUGUUCAGAGACUUUCAGAGAUCCUGUGUCUCUGAGCUGCAACCACAGUUACUGUUCAAACUGCCUGCAGGAAUUCUGGGAACAAUCUGGAAACAAGAACUGUCCCAUCUGUAAAAGAAGAACUUCAAAGGAGAAACUGCAGAUAAAUUUUGGACUGAAGGAACUGGCUGAUUCUUUUGCUGGAAGACAAAAAAUGGGGCUAUCAGAGACAGAACAAGGAGAAAAGCAUCUGGUCUGCAGGAAACAUCAAGAAGACACUAAACUGUACUGUGAAGACGAGCAGAGAGCUGUGUGUCCUGUCUGUGAGUUUUCUCUCCACCAGAGUCACAAAGUGGUUCCUAUAGAACAAGCAGUCAGUGAGCUGAAGGAGCAGCUGAAAUCUGACUUAAAGUCUCUGCAGGACAAGAGGAACAAACACAAACAAGUGGAGAAAACAUACGAUGAUGUGAUUCAACACUCCAAGAAGCAGGUGUUGUCCACAGAGAGACAGAUCAAAGCAGAGUUCAACAAGCUCCACCAGUUCCUGAGAGAGGAAGAGGAGUCCAGACUAGCAGCUCUGAGGGAGGAAGAGGAGCAGAAGAGGAAGACUAUCAUGAGAGAGAUGAAGAGGAUUGAGGAUCAGAUCUCCUCUCUGUCAGACAGCAUCUCUGCUGUUGAAGAAGAGCUGCAGAAAGACAACGUGUCGUUCCUCAGCAGUUAUGAAGCCACUCAGAGCAGAGCCAGAGGUCAGAGGUCACUGCCAGAUCCACAGCUGGUCUCAGGAGCUCUGAUAGAUGUGGCCAAACACCUGGGCAACCUGUCCUUCAGAGUCUGGGAGAAGAUGAAGGAGAAGGUGAAGUUCAGUCCCGUCGUUCUGGACCCAAACACUGCCUACUAUGGUCUGUAUCUGUCUGACGAUCUGACCGGUGUGAGACGUGGAGACAUAAAGCAGCAGCUUCCUGAUAAUCCAGAGAGAAACACCAACACUGGAACUGUUUUUGGUUCUGAGGGUUUUGAGUCUGGGAAACACAGCUGGGAUGUGGAGGUGGGAGAUCAUCCUGACUGGACUCUGGGUGUAGUGAAAGAGUCAGCUGAGAGGAAGGGUGAGAGACGUGCUUCACCAAAAUAUGGGAUCUGGAGUUUAUGGCAUGGUGAUGGAAAAUACACGAAUACUCUCGGGGAGAUUGUCCCAUUGAAGAAGCAUUUCCAAAGGAUUAAAGUCCAGCUGGACUAUGACAUGGGGACGGUUUCCUUCUACGACUCUGAAGACAUGACUCACAUCUGCAGUCACAGAGACACUUUCACUGAGAAACUCUUCCCAUAUUUUGGUGUUAGAAGGGCAGGAAGUGCUAAAACAUCUGAUAUUAGAAUCUGUCACAGCAACAUUCCUGUCUAAUGUUCUGGGAAAUUCUUUAAAAGAUAGAUAUAGUAUCAAAAAAGUGUCUGUCCAAACUAGCUGUUGUUCAAAUAAUACUUGUGAAAGUGUUAAAAGAUUGACACCAGUAUCUUUGUUAAAGCAACACUAGACAUUGUUUUAAAUUAAAUAAUACCGGGUUUCACAUUAAUAUUACAAUGGCGUUGGUGUUAACAUAUAUUGUUAAAAGUAGCACCAAUGUAGUGUCAAUCAUGCCAUGUACAGGCCAAGAAUUAAGCUCAGGGCCUUCUUGCUGCAAGGCAACAGACCAACUGCAUCACUGUGCAACCUAUUUGAAGACAUUUCGGCAAUUUUGUUGGAUUAAGAACGUGAAUCUUUUUGCUCUGAGCCUAACUUCAUGCACAUGCAGAGAUUUCUCGAGGUAACAAACAAUUUGUGCGAGGGAAUUAAAAAAAAUCCCCACAUCAUCUUGGAGGCUUAAAAGUGUCAUUAUUUAUCGAGUAAUGCAAGGUUGUCGCUUUUAAUACACUUUUAAUGUAACUCUGCGUUAAAAGUGUAAUAAUUUACUGGAUGACUCUUCAUGACAGCAGUCAUAAAUAUUCAUGAAAACUCUUUAAUGUUCAUUACAGGUGUUAGGUCAGUCUUAUGCAAACCCCGUCAAAUAAAGUGUUACCGAAAAACUUCUGCUACUUCUACAUAACAUAUUGGUCUGUGGUCUCUUUUAAAAGACACUUAAAACAUCUGUUGCUAAAAUUGCUUAUUAUUAUUAUUAUUAUAUUUUUUUUUAUCAUUGUUGGAUCUUAGAUUGUUCUGUUAGUUUAAGUUUAUUGUGAAGAACUUCGUGAUUUUUAGGUUUUCAAAGGUGAUUUAUAAAGUUUUACUUAACAUUCAUUUGAUUCAUUUGCAGAAAAAAGAACAGAAUCAAACUUUGGGGCAUUUUUUUUGUUGUUUAUCCUAUAAUGAUUUCAAAAUUGUAUUAUUAAUCUUAAUAUUUAACCAGCUAUAUAUCUUACACCUUUUGCAAACUUGUAGCAGUUGUACAUCCAUGUAUAUAUUUAUGCAUGUAUAC